Messenger RNA from Plasmodium inui San Antonio 1, 345 nucleotides. RefSeq lists its product as hypothetical. Lineage: Eukaryota; Apicomplexa; Aconoidasida; Haemosporida; Plasmodiidae. Bases 1 to 345 code for a protein of 114 amino acids. The record is from RefSeq and is a predicted model, not a curated record. The transcript has 2 exons.
AUGGUCGGGAUCGAUAACCACCACGAUAAGAACAGCGACAACAAUUGCGACAACAACUGCGACAAUAACUGCGACAACAACUGCGACAACAACUGCGACAACAACUGCGACAACAACUGCGACAAUAACUGCGACAACAAAUGCGACAACAACUGCGACAACAACUGCGACAACAACUGCGACAACAACUUCGACAACAACUGCGACAACAACAGCGAUAAGAAUAGAAGAGAAUUCGCCGCUCCGUCAUCUCUUCCAUUUCGUGGAGGGCCCAGCUUGUGCGAUGAGGCAGAGGUUACCGAACACAUAGUGUGCACUUUCUCUCCUCCCCGCUUCGCCGCUUAA